Molecule: messenger RNA, 852 nt
Organism: Parnassius apollo (apollo)
Lineage: Eukaryota; Metazoa; Arthropoda; Insecta; Lepidoptera; Papilionidae
Source: the annotation of a GenBank genome assembly
AUGUCGUGGACAAAUGAUGUAGUUUUAGAAUUUCUGGAUCUGUAUAAAAGGGAGGAUAUUCUCUGGGAUCCCAAAAAUCCAUUACAUAGAAACAGAAGAGAAAUCAGUGAAGCAUGGACUAGAAUUCAGACAUCAUUAAGUAUUAAUUGUUCAGUGCAAGAUCUGAAAAAAAAGAAAGAGUCUCUAAUGACGUCCUUUAGAAUGCACUGGAAUAGAAAGAAAAAAUCAUUAGGAAAUUAUCAUACUACUUGGUUCGCUUAUCCAUGCAUGGAAAGUUUUCUGAGCGAGAAAUAUGAAUGUGACAGUACAGAACAAUUGGAAAACGAGUUCUUCAAUAAUACAAUCGACCAAUCACAACAGCAACAAAUAUCAUCGGAACUUAAUAUUGGCCAAAGAUAUACGACAACAGAAAGAAAUAAUGAUGUUAAAAGAUAUACGAGGUCGACUGUUUCGACUAAUACCACUAAUAACAAAACAAACAAAACAAGUAAUUCAAAUUAUGACCAUGUAUAUACCAAAAAAGAAACAAACGAAGACGAGCGGUUAUUGAGACUCCCUACAGAGAGAAGAGAUAUUGAUGAAUACGACUUGUACGGCCAACUUUUGGCAAAAAAGUUAAGAAAACUAGAAGAACACCAGCGAGACGUUGCUAUGCACGAGAUCGAUAAUAUUAUGUUUAGAGCUAAAAUGCAAAGUAGCACAAGUCAAGCUCGAAGCUUUUCGUCUUCCCCUUCGCCUGUGCCCAGAAAGAUGAAGUCGCCCGUUUUCAUAGUGACCCAGCAAAACCAUCAACAAUAUGAAGAUGAAAAUAUCCCCUAUCAAGAACAUAUGCAACCCCAAGCGCCGUCUUAG